AUGUCGACCCGCUCAUCUCAGGGAUGCUGGACAUGCAAGCGUCGUCGCAGGGCCUGCGAUAAGGCACGCCCGACAUGUCAGAAUUGCACGCAACGGGGGCUUGACUGUGAAGGCUAUGAGGUGCGAUUGCGCUGGGGAAGUGGAAUUGCCUCCCGUGGUCAAUUCACGGGGGCAGAUAAGCCGCUGAAGGAGAGUGUUCCAUCGAGGCCGAAAGGCCGCCAAAGAGAUCUGAACAGAGAAAGAAAGAAGUUAGACUCAUCGCCUACUGAUACUGGCCAAUUGACCAGCCCUGGGAAUUCGUGUUCGAGUCUCGAUGAGUCUCCAAAAGAUGAUUACGCCAUGAUACCUAAUCCCGAGCAACCGCUUUCGCUUCGCUUAGAGAGGUCUAAGCAAGACGAGGCCUUGUUUAGUGAAUUUCUAAAUGGUGGUAUUAACGUACUGCAUUCUACCACCGCCCAAGAAGGGAUGUUGCAACCUCGACUACCUCAACUUUGUCGAGAAUCCAAUGCCUUGUACACAAUUUGUUUGGCCUUUCAACUUUCUCUAUCCUCCAAUCAAUCCCCUCUAUUCUUUGAAUACUUCGACGCAGCACUCAGGGAAUUCCGAUCUGAACUGGCCCGAAGCACCAUUUUAUCAGAUGGGACCCUGACAGCCGGGCUUCUGCUGUGUAGCAUUGGCCUGAUGCAUGGUCUACCCUGGACUAUCCAUCUAGAAGGAAUGCACAACAUUCUUCAAACCAACGGUCUAGCCGAUAGACACCGCACAGCCGCACAGACUCCAUUCCGUACCCACCUAGUGGAGGUAAUGGGAGUAAUGGACCUGCCCUUUUUCUCAGUUGGUCGUCAGACCCCCUGUAUCGGGAUCUGGCGCCGCUACUGCCAGCCCGCUACGCCCAGAGAAGGAGUUGAGCCCGUGAGUGGCUUACCCCGAACCCUGGUAGACCUUUUUGCCGGUAUCUGCAUCGAUACGACAGAACAGAGUUUCUGGGACUGGCCAGGCGAACCGGGAGGUUUCCUUCACUGCUAUUUAUGGGAAGCCUAUCGCUUAGCUGGGAUCCUGACUCUACGUCGGCAUGCACGAGCGGAAGAACGGCAAUCGCGAGACAUGCGGAGCUUCUCAGCAUGGCGUCAGCCCAGCGCGUGUCCUGCUGAUGCGACUAUCCUUGUAACUAGGAUUCUAGCAAAUCUUGAUGCACUUCGACUAGCGUGCGAUGAGCGUCCAGCUGAGGAAUCUUUCAUUAAAAAUGCCAUUCAAUUUCCUAUUGUUGUUGCUGGGCUGGAGGUUUCGGUUUUGUGCCAAAAUCCACAAUUUCAGGUUAUGAUUCGGAAAUGCAUGCUUGGUACACGACAAGAUGAGAUCCUAUAUGAUUUACUACAAGAGAUGUGGCAGAAGAAUGAUCCGAUCCUUAGUAUUGAUAAUUUAGCGAGGGCACGGGGAGUGGAAAUGGGAUUGCUAUGA
This is a messenger RNA of Penicillium longicatenatum, 1458 nucleotides long. Its product is annotated as Zn(II)2Cys6 transcription factor. Gene Ontology annotation, molecular function: DNA-binding transcription factor activity, RNA polymerase II-specific; transcription cis-regulatory region binding; zinc ion binding. The record is from RefSeq and is a predicted model, not a curated record. NCBI's taxonomy places the organism in Eukaryota, Fungi, Ascomycota, Eurotiomycetes, Eurotiales, Aspergillaceae. Bases 1 to 1458 code for a protein of 485 amino acids. The transcript has 3 exons. Gene Ontology annotation, cellular component: nucleus. Gene Ontology annotation, biological process: positive regulation of transcription by RNA polymerase II.